Messenger RNA from Penicillium cinerascens, 1890 nucleotides. RefSeq lists its product as uncharacterized. The transcript is spliced from 5 exons. Lineage: Eukaryota; Fungi; Ascomycota; Eurotiomycetes; Eurotiales; Aspergillaceae. Gene Ontology annotation, cellular component: vacuolar membrane. Gene Ontology annotation, biological process: amino acid transmembrane transport. The coding region runs from base 1 to 1890 and encodes 629 amino acids. Gene Ontology annotation, molecular function: amino acid transmembrane transporter activity. The record is from RefSeq and is a predicted model, not a curated record.
AUGUCUGUGUAUCCUAAAUUGGCGGCUCCCACCGCUCCCACGGAGCAGAUGCGCGAGCUGGGUGCCGACGAAGACGAUAUUCGCAAGAUGUCCGUCGCCGGCGCCCACCCAGGUGUUCGCCAACGCCUCUGGGGCUUGGAAGCACGUCUCGACCACACCGUGACUUUUGAGGAGUUCACCUUCUGGGCCAAGGUUGAGCGUGAAAUGGAACAAGAGGAGUAUAAACGCUACAAGGCUGUCACCGGCGGGCAAGGCCUCAUCGGCUCCCUCAGGAACUACUUCACCAGCAAUGCCUACGAAGAUGCCAAAACUCACUCGGCCGCGGUGCAAGGACAAGAGGAAAACACCGAGUGGUCCGAAAAGAAGAGCUCAACUGUCGUGGACGAUCCCACCGCCAGCCCUAUCGCGCCCGUCGGCACGCACGACUACGACGCCGAGUGGCGCCAGGCUGCAAGAGCCCUCCGAACUGCUGGAUGGGGAACUAUCUUCUAUCUGAUCACAACCGAUAUUCUGGGUUGGGGUCAAACCCCCUACGUGUUCUCCAACACCGGUUACGGAAUCGGCGCUGGUAUCUUCGCCCUGAUGGGCCUCGCUGCGGGCGCAUCUGGAUGGAUGAUUUGGCAUGUCUUCUGCGGUCUCGAUUCUUCCCGGUUCCCCGUUCUGAGCUUUGGUGACCCCUUCUUCCGUCUGUACGGCCCGAAAACCCGUCACUUUAUCAAUUUUAUGCAAGCCAUCCAGAUGUUCCUGUCUGUGGCCGUCGUCCUUCUUGGCCAGACUGAUAUCAUUGCCCAGCUCGGUGGAAGUGUUAACCUCUGCUUCAUCGUUGCCGGCAUUAUUUCCCUCCUUGUCAGUAUGGCGAGUGGCUACAUGCGUUCCCUGAAGCACCUCGGCUGGUUCUGCAAUUCGGCAGUGUGGCUCAACAUUAUUUCCUUCAUCAUUGUUUGCGCUGCCGCGGCAAAGAAUGGCCCCGACCCGACCGCUCAAGUCAAUGGCGGUAUUCUGAACAAGGAAUGGGCUGUGCCGGGCCACAUGGCGCCGGUUAAAACGUUUGCCGCCACCCCUCCCGCCGAUUAUCAGCCUACCGACCGCAACCUGUUUGCUGCCAAGUUCAACGGUAUCAACAGCAUGGUUUAUGCUUACUCCGGAGCUAUUAUGUUCGUUGCCUUCUUGUCCGAAAUGCGCCAUCCUAUGGACUUCUGGAAGGCUAUGUUGCUCGCCCAAUCAUUCAUUACCGGAGUCUAUAUCUUCUUCGGAGUCUUUGUCUAUACUUUCUACGGACAAUACGCCUAUUCCAUCAUCACUCAGGUCGUCAAGCCCCUCCCCCUUCAGGUUGUUGGCAACGUGCUCUCGCUGAUUACUGGUUGGCUCGCCAUCUUCCUGUACUUCAACGUCGGAAUGAAGACUGUCUACCUCGAGGUCGGCCAACAGCUCUGCAAUCUGCCUCCAAUUACAACAAAGAGGGGCAAAUACCUUUGGUGGGCCCUCGGUCCCGUUUACUGGAUCCUCGCCUUCGUGGUCUCCAUGUCCGUCCCGCAGUUCAACGCCUUCACGAACUUCGUCGGAGGCCUGUUCAGUCUGAACUUCACAUAUUCCCUUUCCGGUGUCAUGUGUCUGGCUUAUAAGAUCCAGCAGGGUGCUAAGUUGCCCGGUGAAGGGUUCGAUCCCGAGACUGGUGUGACCACUCGCCUGGAUAACGGUUACAAGCGUUGGAUUCGUGGUUUCAGGAAGACCUGGUAUAUCAGUAUUCCUAUUCUGAUCUACACUUGCUGCGGUUUUGCUUCAUCUGGUAUGGGUACCUGGGCCGCUGUCUUGGCUCUUGAGUCCGCUUAUGGCCCUGGUGGUUCUGUCCUUUCUUCUUGGACCUGCACGAACCCUUUCUAUACCGGCUAG